AUGCCUCUCCGCGUCCGCCGGCCGCUCCUGCCGCUCUCGCGCCGCUUCUGCUCGACGUCGUUGCUCUCGCACCGGGCGACGCGGGUGACGCUCCACGCCUCGGACUCCACGCGCACCGACGUGUCCAUCGUCCCCGUAUCGACUCUUAGCGCUCCUGCUCACGUCCAAGCGCGCGCGUGGACCGCCACAGGCGACGCACUUGACGUCGCGCGUCUGUUCCAGUUGGACGUAGACGGGACAAGCGACGGCCAUCAGUCGCUGCGGCUCGUGAAGACGCGCGCGGCCGACGUGGCGCUCGAGCUCGUGCUGCCGCGGCAUGUGGCGCUGGACAUAGUUUUAGCCAAUGGGCGCGUCGCCCUGGUCGACACGGUGGAAGGUGACGUGAAGGUGGUCGUGCAACAUGGCGACAUAAGUGCGCACAAAGUGCGGGGCCACGAGGUUUUUUUAUCGACGAAUCACGGCACGAUCGACAUUGCGGCGCUGGUCGAAGCUGAGACGGUCCAUCUCCAGGCACAGGAUGGGAUUCAGUGCAAGCGCUUGAUGGCGAAACAGGCGACGGUGAAGCUGGGAAAGGGGGACCAAUCCACUGCUGCUUGUUGUUCGACCUUUGGGGCACUUUAUGUGUCUUCGUGUUCGAUUGGGGCAGCGAAAAGGUCUGGAGGCGAGUCGCGGUUGCAUGUGGGCAAUGUGCAUGGCCAUUUACAGGUGAAGAGUGAGGGACUUGAUCGUGUCCAAGUGGACAGUGUCUCGGGUACGAUUGACGUGCAGGACCAGGGGGACAAGUGCCACGUGACGGCGCACUUUGAUUCGUGGACAAACGACAGCUGCAGCAGCAUUGUUGUGGCGGGAGACGUGCACGUGUCGUUGCAACCUGCUGCACCAAUGGACGUGGAGCUGCAUGGGACAGAGAUUACGAUUGGGAAACACUGUGCGUUUCGAAGCAGGAACAUGGACCAGCUUGAGGAGGACUAUGCUGUUUUUACGGCGAAUCUGUGUGCGCAAGAAGAAGCGGCGGUUGGCACGGCAUCGACGGGCAAGAUUAAUGUGGGUAGCGCCAAGCAGGAUGCAUUGCGGACGUCUUUUUUCAUGAAAGAGGCUGGUGGUGAUGACGAGGCAUACGAUGGUUCGAAGCCGUCACGGCUGUUUGUACACUCGCAGCGAGGUGCAGUGACGCUAGAGCAACUGACGUGGAUGGACAAUAUCAAGCGCAAGUACGUGAAGCAAUCGAAACGCAGUGAGAACCCGAUCGAAGGCUAA
Messenger RNA from Peronospora matthiolae, 1257 nucleotides. The record is from the annotation of a GenBank genome assembly. Lineage: Eukaryota; Oomycota; Peronosporomycetes; Peronosporales; Peronosporaceae.